CCACACACUUGCAAAGCUGCACUGCUGCUUGACCUGAAUUUCUCUAGCAAAGUUGGGAGCUGUGCAAGGCGUGCCGGAAGAUCAUGGGCAUCUUGCCGGUGAUCUAUGUACUACUCCCUUUGUUGGUACUCGAGUCACUAGGAAAGCUAAAUGCGCUAUCAUCUGGAGUUGUAACAAGCCACAACCCCGGAGGGGAUUGGGUGCAACCAUCACAUGGCACGCUCGACGGUUGCCCCAAGAGCUGCGGCAAUGUGAGCUUCGGCUACCCCUUCGGCAUCGGAUCCAGGUGUUCCCGGGGGCCUGACUUCAACCUCACCUACAACAACACCUCUCAUCCCCCCAGACUAUUCUUGAGGGACGAUAUCACCGAGGUGAUCCACUUUGAUGACCCUUUUUUCAAUAUAAACUUCAUCAAGGCCUCCUUCUCGCAUACCAUCCCCAUACAACCUGGUGUCAGUGUUUACAACUUGUCUUUGGUACCUCCUGGGAGGUCCUUCUCUCUCGGGGCCGCUGUUCUAAACAUUACCGGCUGUGGCCUGGAUGUAUACUCUGUCGGAGACGAUGCCACCACAUUAAAAUGCAGCACCGAGUGCCUGGAUCCAGGAAUUCCAGAGAUGGUGGCUAUGCACAACUGUAAAAAUACCUCCGGGUGUUGUCGUGUUGAUGUGGACGGUGACGGCAGUUUUCGGUUCAAAUUUGUCUACAACCAAAGCAAAAGCAACAUUGGUGCACGCUCUAGGAAGAGCUCACAACUGUGGGAUAGAAUCAGCAUAACUAGUGAUGGGCCGACUGGCUUUCUGCUAUUGUGGCAGAUAAUUGACGAAUCCAACUGCAUUGCUGCCAAGCAAAACAAGACACACUAUGCCUGCAUCGGCAAGUAUGCCGAGUGCCAUGACAGCACAGCCAAUGUCUGUGACGUCAAAGAUGCUGAGUGCAUUGACGGAAGUCGUGGCUACAGCUGCAUGUGCAGGACUGGCUAUUCAGGCAACCCAUACACUCCGCCUGGAUGCUCGAACAAUGACAAAGGGUAUAAUCCAAUUCUGAGCAGGGCUGAUUGCCCCCGUUUGUGUGGUAACACUAGUGUGCCAUUCCCAUUUGGCUUAGAAGACGGUUGCUUUGCAACAAAACAGUUCCACCUCAACUGCACAAAUAUGACGUCAUCCGCUGCUGUCAUGUUGGGUUAUGACCAGGUUGUGAACAUAGAUAUUCACGAUGGGACCCUUAAUGUUACCAACACUCAACUACAGUCACUAGGGGGGUACUUUACUGAUGGACUUUUCCUUACACCUUAUGGGUCGCCAUUCUCCUCUAUGCUGUGGGUUGCUGCUAAUCUAAGUUGCGCAGAGGCCCAAAAGAACAUGUCUAGAUAUGCUUGUGUCAGUAUUAACAGCACAUGUAUGGAAGUAAGCAUUGAAAGGCGCUCUGCUGGUUACCGCUGCAAAUGCUCAGAUGGGUUCCAAGGAAAUCCGUACAUCCAAAGUGGUUGUGAAGAUAUUAAUGAAUGCCUUCAACCGAACAAAUGUAGAGAAGUCUGCCAUAAUACCAAAGGAAGCUUCAGCUGUACCGAAUGUCCUCUCAAGACUGAGUAUGAUCCAUUAAAGAUGCAGUGUACUAAGAUAAACCAGCAACGUCUACUCUUAGGUACAAUUAUUGGGUUGUCUUGUGGUUUUGGCGUUCUACUUCUGAGCUUCAGUGCAGCACUUCUCAUUCGUAGAUGGAAAAAAAAUGUUCAAAAGCAAGUACGGAAGAAUUAUUUCCGGAACAAUCAAGGUCUUCUCCUAGAAACGUUGGUAUCAUCUGAUGAAACUGCAAAUGAGUAUACAAAGAUUUUCUCGCUAGAAGAGCUGGAGAAGGCAACAAACAAUUUUGAUGCUACACGAAUCAUUGGUCGUGGGGGCCAUGGCAUGGUUUACAAAGGCCUAUUAUCUGAUCAACGUGUCGUUGCCAUAAAAAAGUCUAAGAUCAUUGAGAAGUGGGAGAUCAGUCAAUUCAUCAAUGAGGUUGCAGUCCUCUCUCAGAUAAAUCACAGAAAUAUUGUGAAGCUCUUUGGAUGUUGUCUCGAAACUGAGGUUCCAUUGCUGGUGUAUGACUAUGUAUCCAGUGGCUCACUAUCUCAAGUUCUUCAUGCUGAUUCAACUGAUGGUUUUCCUUUGUCCUGGGGUGAUUACUUAAGGAUUGCCCUGGAAACAGCAGGAGCUCUGUCUUAUCUCCACUCUUCAGCUUCAAUAUCAAUCUUCCAUCGUGACGUGAAGUCCUCAAAUAUACUCUUGGAUAGGAACUACAUAACUAAAGUCUCAGAUUUUGGUGCGUCCAGACUGGUUCCGAUUGAUCAAACACACAUUGUCACGAAUGUGCAAGGUACAUUUGGAUAUUUAGAUCCAGAGUAUUUCCAUACCAGGCAGCUGAACGGGAAGAGCGAUGUGUAUAGUUUUGGUGUGGUACUAGUGGAGUUGCUUCUCCGAAAGAAGCCUGUUUUUACAAGUGAAUCAGGCACCAUCAUGGGCUUGUCAAGCUAUUUUCUCCAGGAGUUCAGUGAGGGGAGAAUCAUGGGUAUUGUUAGUUCCCAGGUCCUGGAGGAGGCAACUGAGGAAGAGAUCAAUGAUGUCGCCUCUCUUGCAGAGCGGUGCUUAAGACUGCAUGGUGAAGAAAGGCCCACCAUGAAAUAGGUGGAGACGGAACUGCAGAACCUACGGGCAAAACAGAUGGAAUCAUCUCAGGCAGAUCCGAUGAAUGAAGAUCAGAUGCAACCAAGGUCAUUAACUCAAAGGACUAGAGCUGCUUGCCAAUCUUCUGCGGCGGGAUUGGGCGAGAGAGCCGGAGUGCAGUCAGGAGGCUGUUAUAGCUUGGAGGUAGAGUUCAUGGCAUCUGCUAGCAUUCCACGCUAGAUGCAUAUGUUGAGCUCAUAAUAAUGGAUGCUUUUGUUUCAUUUUUGUAAGCUGAUGCAAUAAUGGAUGAUUUUGUUUUCUCUUAUGUAAGCUGUGCCUGCGCUUGUAUCCAUGGGAAACAAUGUUACGUAGGUUGGUAUUGUAAGUCAAUUUAUUUCCAGAUAAUUAAAGGGCGUCCUGAUUGUAUUGAGU
This is a messenger RNA of Triticum aestivum (bread wheat), 3077 nucleotides long. Its product is annotated as wall-associated receptor kinase 3. The coding region runs from base 84 to 2666 and encodes 860 amino acids. The transcript has 4 exons. Gene Ontology annotation, molecular function: calcium ion binding; ATP binding; polysaccharide binding. Gene Ontology annotation, biological process: protein phosphorylation; cell surface receptor signaling pathway. Lineage: Eukaryota; Viridiplantae; Streptophyta; Magnoliopsida; Poales; Poaceae. The record is from RefSeq and is a predicted model, not a curated record. Gene Ontology annotation, cellular component: plasma membrane.